Molecule: messenger RNA, 2104 nt
Organism: Suillus paluster
Lineage: Eukaryota; Fungi; Basidiomycota; Agaricomycetes; Boletales; Suillaceae
Product: glycoside hydrolase family 20 protein
Exons: 13
Coding region: 151-1839 (562 amino acids)
Biological process (GO): carbohydrate metabolic process; glycosaminoglycan metabolic process
Cellular component (GO): membrane
Molecular function (GO): beta-N-acetylhexosaminidase activity
Source: RefSeq, a predicted model, not a curated record
CCGCCAAAGCUAUUAUCCACUGCCACGCUGGACGAUGCAAAGCAAAUACGUAACACUCUCCUCCAAACGCUCUCACGUCGUGUCGAUUCGAAGUCGGUCAUUAUUUUUAGAGCAGUUGGACCAGUCGCGUAUUCAAUCCGCACGAUAUUCAUGGCCUUUUCUCGCUACGUUGGCAUCCUGACGCUUGUCGCUGGAUGCCGUUUGCCUUCUGGCGUCCUGGCUCUCUGGCCAAUCCCAACUACCCUUGAGACAGGGAUGACCGCCGUCACAAUCUCCCCUACAUUCUACUUUGAUGUGCAGGUUACAAGCGCGCCGGCGGAUUUACACGAGGCAGUUUCACAAUCGCAAUACUAUCUCGAAAACGACAAACUUGGACGUCUCGUCGUCGGACGUGGGGCAAAUGAUACUACCGCGCUUGCUAGCGCGAAAAUCCUUUCGAAGUUAACGCUGUCUCUCACGAGCAGUGCUGCUGCAGAGCCCAUUGCUUCUGAAGCUGUGAAGCCUCUAGGCACCCGUAGCGAGGAGUAUGCCUUGACGAUUCCAGCAGAUGGCUCGGCUGCUACUUUGACGGCGAACUCGACCUUGGGUCUGUACAGAGGGCUCACUACUUUCAAUCAGCUUUUCUACUACUAUGGAGGAGUAACCUACACUUUGCUGGCCCCAAUUGUCAUCACGGACACUCCUGCAUAUCCCUUCCGAGGAUUAGCACUGGAUACCUCGAGGAACUACUACCCCGUCGCUGAUAUUUUGCGAACUUUGGACGCGAUGAGCUGGGUCAAGAUCAACACUUUCCACUGGCAUAUCACAGACAGUCAGAGCUUCCCGCUCGAAAUCGCACAGUACCCCGAGCUGGCUAUGAAUGGUGCAUACUCUGCUCAAGAGGUUUACACCGCGAGUGAUGUACAAUACAUCGUCCAGUAUGCUGCUGCAAGAGGUAUUGAUGUUAUGAUGGAAAUCGAUACACCCGGCCACACCGCCAUUAUUGCAGCCACUUACCCCGAAUACGUCGCGUGCUUUGACGCUACGCCGUGGUCCCAGUACGCAAACGAGCCCCCUGCUGGCCAGCUUCGUUUCGCACUCCCCGAGGUUAUCAACUUCACUGCUUCCAUGCUCUCCGAUGUCGCAAAGACCCUACCUUCGUACUACUUCAGCACUGGCGGCGAUGAAUUGAACACGAACUGUUACGCCAACGACUACCUCACGCAGCAGCAGCUCAACAGCACCGGCAUGACGCUGAAUGGUGCUCUGGACGCGUUUACACAGACUACUCACGGCGCACUGAUUGCUGAGGGAAAGACGCCGGUCGUAUGGGAAGAAAUGGUCCUCAACUGGAACAUCACGCUCUCCAAUGAGACUAUCGUGAUGGUCUGGAUUUCUUCUGCGGAUGCUGCAGCAGUGGCAGAAAGGGGCUUCAGGAUCGUCCAAGCACCAUCAAAUUACUUCUACCUGGAUUGUGGUGCCGGUGAAUGGCUGGGAGACGACCCAGCUGGAAAUAGCUGGUGCGAUCCCUUCAAGACCUGGUCCGAGGCGUAUACCUUCGACCCGUUGGCGAACUUGACCGAGGCGCAGUACGGACUUGUUCUCGGAGGCGAGCAGGCUUUAUGGAGUGAGCAAUCUGGUCCCCAAAAUGUGGACCCCAUUGUGUGGCCGCGUGCUGCAUCAUCGGCGGAGAUUUUCUGGAGCGGCAAGCAGCCCACUGGCGCCGCACUAAACGUUACCGAGGCACUUCCUCGGUUACAUGAUGUCCGGUAUAGGAUGGUACAGCGCGGGAUCAAUGCCAUCCCACUUCAGCCGCAUUGGUGUGCGAUCAGGCCAGACGCUUGUGAUUUGUACGCUUGAAAGUUAGAAUGGGCUGGAAAAUUGAUUCGAUCUGGGGUCUUUACACGAAUAAUUGAUGAAGUCAUGCAAAGUAUUCACGAUGCUACUUCGAGGGAAGGAAUGAGGGCAACGUAUUCGGCUCGCUGCCUCGUCUGUCCUCAUCAUUUCACCUCCUUGAGACGAUUGCACUGCGCCAAAAAUGCCUUCAACUCCUCAUGGGGCCACGGUUGUAUCGAGUAGGUCAGAGAACUGGUUUGCGGACCCCGCGAUGUGAGUGAUGCGUAAG